AUGUCUUCCUCGACCAGUAGUUAUAACAGAAACCAGAGUGUCGCAGAGGAGAUCUCCUCAACAAGAACAACGUCAAUCUCAGAUUCAAAGUCGCACGGUUCUACGUUCUCCAGGCGACAUUCCCCGGCAUUACGCCCGGCAAAGGUGGCGAAGAAAGAUCACGAGGACGUGGCCCUUUUUGGCAUCGAAUCAAACCGUGCCGAUAAAAGUUGGUACUUCCCUUUCAAUGCUGCCUUAAAUAUCGAAGCCGAUCAUACUUUGCUUUGUUACCAUCCUCCUCCAGAGGCCUCGGAAUUUGCCAAGAACCAGAAUUCGACGCCGCUUGGAGAUAAACAGGCGCCAUCGUCAGGCAAGGCAUCGACCAUGAGUUCUUAUCCGAAUCCAAGUACAACCGACCAGCUAUGUGAUCAGUCUCCAAGCGCAGAAACACCCAGUUCUCACGGAAGCUUGGAUAGCGUGGAUAAGUACUCGGAUGACGAAGAUAUAGAUCUCGAGAAAGCGGCAGAUGAUGCUUUAUCGCAGUGGUUCGGGCAUAACCUACAGGAUGACGAAUUUGAUGCCACCCCCGGAGACACACAUGAUGCUGGAGAGAGUUGUAGAUCCGCUCGUGCUAUCCGGCCCCUGGGCGAUCAAUCUGAAUCUUCUCCGUCGGGAGGUUCCAUUCUUCCAGGUGGGAGAACAUCACAGUCUGGUUCUCCCCCGCAGAACAGACUUAGUGUUAAAAACAGGAAUAAAAAGUAUCGGGUUCAAGAGGGAUUUAGCUGUCCAUACAGGAAGCGGAACCCCAUCAGGUUUAAUGUUCGCGACCAUGAGAAAUGCGCCAAUAGGUCAUUUCCUAAUAUGACGGAGUUGAAGAAGCACCUCACAUCAGCCCACUUUAAAGAUAGAUGCCCUCGGUGCCAGGCUGCUUUUUCGUUGAGUUCUGAAUUAAUGAUACAUAUACGACUUUGCCCCUAUCCACCUGGAUCUAUACCAGGUACCCAGGAUUCUGAUCCCGAAGAUGGCUUUGGAGAGACAGUCGAUAUACAAUUAAAGAGCAGGGAAAUGGGUCAGAAGAUUAAAAAUUGGGUGCACCUGUGGGAAGCUCUAUUUCCGAGAGAUGGCAUGAUUCCCGACCAGAAUUUUGACCCUGUCAUGGAAGACUACGAAGUAUUUGAUCGUUAUGAAUACGCCAAAGGGGAUAUUGCGCAGGACGUCAGCGCGCUUCUCGUAGACAAAACGAAAUUUUGGGCGGUAGAUCAAGAAGACCUUUCCCAAAAAAUAACGAAUCUACUUCAAGAAAAGGUAGAGACGAUUUUGGCACGACCAAAAGCUUUCCGCCAACGUCGGGAAAUUCCUGGCAAAUCACCAGAAACCGGAUUCGUUGAGGUUACAGAGGACAAUGUAACCAGCGAUACUUCUUUUGGGUCUGACUUCCAAGGAAGCAUGCUUAGUACGCCGAGGUGUUCCCCGCUAGGCAAUAUUAUCGGAGAUGCACAAGAUGAACAGCGGUACGUACACGGAUCUCAACAUAUCGACUUGCCAUCAGGGUCUAUGAACGCAUGGUCAAUGGAUGAUAGGUUCGACUUUAUGCUCGAUAGCGGGAUUAACUCUCAUCCUGACAAUUUGACCGGUUUUGGUGAGCCACAGAUGUACAAUAAUAGCCCCAUCGUAGCGUAUGAUGGUGCUCCUUGGCUUCAGCGGGAUCCGACUUCGAACCAGAGCUCUCUAGCUCUUAUGGAUACAGUGUCUCUUACUAGUAAUACUAGCCAGCCAACUGUAUCCAAUGACCUCGAUCUGGCCAAUUGGGACAUCGAUAACAAUGAUCAAAUUUUUAUCAACAACUUGGAUGACGUGAAUAUGGGGUUCGGUCUGUCGGGGAACUGA
This is a messenger RNA of Daldinia caldariorum, 1866 nucleotides long. RefSeq lists its product as uncharacterized. Lineage: Eukaryota; Fungi; Ascomycota; Sordariomycetes; Xylariales; Hypoxylaceae. The record is from RefSeq and is a predicted model, not a curated record. The transcript has 5 exons. Bases 1 to 1866 code for a protein of 621 amino acids.